Messenger RNA from Trichoderma breve, 2124 nucleotides. RefSeq names its product fungal specific transcription factor domain-containing protein. Gene Ontology annotation, molecular function: zinc ion binding; sequence-specific DNA binding; DNA-binding transcription factor activity, RNA polymerase II-specific. The transcript is spliced from 6 exons. Lineage: Eukaryota; Fungi; Ascomycota; Sordariomycetes; Hypocreales; Hypocreaceae. Bases 1 to 2124 code for a protein of 707 amino acids. Gene Ontology annotation, biological process: positive regulation of transcription by RNA polymerase II; DNA-templated transcription. The record is from RefSeq and is a predicted model, not a curated record.
AUGAGCGUCGACGCAUCCCAGAUUCAGGCGUGCGACCGCUGCCAUCGGCGCAAGACAAGGUGCGAUAAGACACGGCCGGAAUGCAGUCCUUGCAAGAAGUCAAGGUCUGCGUGUGUCUAUUCUGAGAGGGUCAAAGAGCCCACAUUUCCGCGAAGUCAUGUCCAGACUCUUGAGCGCCGAAUUCAGCAGCUUGAGGCGGCGAACAAGGCACUUACAUCGGCCAAUAAGGCCCAUCGAACGGUCGCCCACAGAGCGGCACGAGAUGGGGAAGAUCGAUCCAGCUCGCGGUCUUCUAUCGCCAGCGAUAACGAAGUUGCGAAUGAGGUGACCUUUCUUUCUACUAGUGUUGGCGGUGAUAGCCUUUUCCUAGGACCGACGAGUGGUAUCAUUCUUGCUAGUCUGGUGAGAGCCGGUGUCGCGGUCGAUGUCGAAAGAGAUGCACCAACCUCAUCUCUUGCUCGGAGUCUUAUCGAAGCAUAUCUGGCACACGAUCAUCUUAGCUACCCCUUUCUUCAUCCGCGGGCGGUAAGGGCCGUGGUGGAUGGCAUCUAUAGCGAUGCGGGCUUUGAAAAGACGCACCCCUUUGAGAUGUUCAUGUUCCACAUGAUUCUCGCCAUCGCUACAUCUCAAGUAUACAAGUUCAACUGGAGAGUCUUGCCGGAUGCAGAAACGCAUCUUCAAAAGGCCACCGACUAUCUCAAUGCCGUGCUGUUCGAGGGCGGGCUACGGGCUUUGCAAGCCAUGCUACUGCUCUGCCAGUUCCGGCUGAGCAAUUCUACAAAUCAUGCUUCUGAUAGUCUCUGGCACAUUGUUGGUAUUGCGGUGCGCAUGUGUUUCGAGCUCGGUUUACAUCGCGAGGCCACGUACCGGACGGCUGGCUCGAGACGUGAUGCUACCGAUGUAUCGUUUCUAUCGCCCAAAUAUGAGGAAAACGAAGUUCGUCGAAGGUGUUUCUGGAGCGUUUAUGCUCUCGACAGAGUCAUAUCCGUUACACUAGGACGCCCUUUAGCCAUCUGUGUUGAAGAUAUCGACGUUGAACUCCCGACCGAUGACUUUGAAGAAACAAUUCCGUCAAGAUAUCGCACGGCUAUCUUUGUUCAUAUUGUGCGCUAUCGUGAUAUAUGCGCAGACUUUUAUCAGAAGCGGGAUCAACUUGCCACCGAAUUGAACGCAUGGCGAGCGGAAACAAAUCGUCUCAACACUCCGGAUAUGGACUUGUCGACUCCUCUUGCCGAGGCUCGGUCCAGCUUUCGAUCAAAGGCUUGGUAUGAGCUUCUGUAUCAUAACGGCGUUCUCCUCCUCUACCGUCCGUCAGCUUUUACAGUCUCGGAUGGACGAGAUGGGUCUAAUUUACAGCACGUCUUUUCAGCAGCAAGGCAGUCAAUUACACUUUACGCCUAUCUAUUCCGAUCGCGCAAGAUCAAUUUCUCUUGGAUGGUGCUUCAUGCAGUUUUCAUGGCCGGAAUAUCCUACAUAUAUGCCUUGAGUCGACAUUUUCGUGAAAAGAGGCGUCGUCGUAAUGGCGGAGAGGGCGAUGGCAAUCGAUUCCAGCUGCUUCAGGAGCCGACCAUUGUUGAGAUUGUCAACGACUGUCGAGCAUGUUCAAAUGUCAUUGUUGGCGUUUCCGAGAGGUGUAAUUCUCAAAAGAACUGUCAUGAAGUAUUUGACCGUCUCAGUGAUGCUCUCGUCGAGGACGCAGUAGAAGCACUUUCACAUACUCGCCAGUCCGGCUCCCUAACCGCUCGACAAGACAACCAUUCGGCUAUGUUAGCUAUACAAUCUUCAAGCCAAACUCCAAGUAAUGAUAUUAAUAUGCAAAAUGGUCUUGUUUCUGAGCCUACCCUGGCGGGAGUCGGAUCUAGCAACGGCGGUUACCACUCUCGGGAGACGGCAUUCACAGGGCUUGGUGACAAUAGCUUACAAGAGGACAGCGGAAGGCAGGCGUUCAGCCUUGGUACGCCUCUGGCAGCUGACAAUGCUCUCCGGGACUGCCUACCUGAGCUCCAAAGGAUGUAUAAUAUGCCAUGGGGAGAUGAUGCUAUCUUGCAACUCAGCAAUGACUGGCUGGGCGAAAUUGGGGGCUACGACAGAUUCAUGGGGAAUGAAUGGGGCAUGGAUCAAUGA